AUGGCAAGCCAAAGUGCGGCUGAAGCAGCUGAUGAGCAAUUCGAUUUGGUCGGAUUGACGGGUGAGGAGCAAGUGCAGCUCACGAGAUUGGUGGCAAAAGCUUCUCGAGGAAGUGGAGCAAUGACCCAAGGUGCUAUGACUGAUGCGGCAAAGCGUCGGGGUGAUGAAAUGGAGCCACGCCCGAAAGCUCGAGGAGUUGGAAGCUAUGCUGCAGUGUCGGCGCCGGAAGCACCGGAACUUGAGCAGACUGUCAAGGCUGGCUUGCCGGAAGGAAUUCCGGACCUAUCGACAUGGGGGCUGACCGUAAUGACAAGUGGCAAGGUUGCAGCAGAGCGAUUGAGCUAUGAGGAGCUUCGUGCAUCGACAAAUUCUGACCAUGUGCAGUAUUGUCGUUGGUUGAUGGCUCGGGCUAACACUAUGAAGGGGCAGUUCAAAGAUUUCAUCUCCUAUGAGCACCAGCUGCCGACCUUUAUUCCGGGCACGCAGGAUCGGAGGAUCUUGAAGAAGAGGGCAUGA
This is a messenger RNA of Durusdinium trenchii, 516 nucleotides long. Lineage: Eukaryota; Dinophyceae; Suessiales; Symbiodiniaceae. The record is from the annotation of a GenBank genome assembly.